Molecule: messenger RNA, 744 nt
Organism: Daldinia caldariorum
Lineage: Eukaryota; Fungi; Ascomycota; Sordariomycetes; Xylariales; Hypoxylaceae
Exons: 1
Coding region: 18-665 (215 amino acids)
Source: RefSeq, a predicted model, not a curated record
CCCGUACAUACGACGAAAUGCUGUCUAAAGACAGAGCCACGUUUCUAUCAGACUAUGUUAACAUGAUACAGCUGCGCCGAUGGACCGAGACGGAGGAAGACGACGACGAGGAUGAGGACAUGACCUAUCUGGAAGACCGGUCUCUUGAGAACAACCCGCCGACCGCUGGAGAUCUCGGGCGAGAGAUUCUGCCCUUCGGGCCCGAAACGGUGGCCAAGUUUCUCAACCAUGAGGAGAUACAAGCGAUCUUCCGCAAAACGUAUCUAGAACCGGUACUGCUGAUCGUCGGCUUCCGCCGCCUCCCAAUCGACAUGGUCCCGGUGCUUCUGGAGUUUGACAUCAUGCACGAGUCACGUAAGCCUUAUUUAUACCUUCGGUCACAGAUCGUGAUGGAUCCACAGGCGAGCGAUAUCCGGGUUAUUGAAUUCAUUAUUGAGGUUGUUCGGUUUAUCAUGAGCAAAGAAUGCCGGGAGGAAUUUGGAGAGGACAUGGUCAACCCUCUAGAUCUUGCGCCGAAAAACCUGGUUUACAUCGCGGCGAUGAUGAUAGAUCUGCUUGCCAGACAGGCCACAGGACUUGAGCUGGACCUGGAUAACUGGUCGGUAGGCUACCCUAGUAGUACUUGUUAUGGUGUCAAUGAUGACGAGGAUUUUCCGGUAUUUUGAGACAAUUGUAAAUGAAGGAUACCUAGGUAGUACGCAGAAUGCGUAGUGCAUUACCAUUUAAACUAUAGCUAAAUCAAAC